ACAGAACACUGUUUGCUCAGUAAUCUCUGGCUCAACCUGUCUGAUAGGUGUGGGCUGGCUGGCACUGACUUGCUCAGGUAUGAAGACAAGUCGAGUGCAGUUCUGAAAGAAGAGGGAAACUACAGGCACUGAAUUUUCUCACAUAAAUAAGGAGGAGAACUCACGCAGACAUACACCUGUAUGCAGGACAGUGAAAGAGGAAACCCUUGGAACGAGGAGAGGAGAAUACUGCAGGAUGUGAAAUAACCCCGGAGGAGAUUCUUAUACUGCGGUUCGACCAAUGGGUCUGGGAUUCCAAUGUGGCAUUUCAGGCUCUGGGAUGUUCAAGAUGUUGCUGUGUUUCUCAGCAUCGCAUUAUAUAUGUGUCACCUUGCCGGAGCCAUCUCCAUCCACUCCCCCCAGAGGAGCCUCACCAGGUUGGUGCAGGAGGAUGUGUUUUUCUCAGUGGAUGUGAACUGCAGCGGGAACCACACCAUACAAUGGACCUUUAUGUCAGGGGUGGUGAGCCGCACCAUAGGGACUUGGCAGCCGGGGGGGUUCCCCAACAUAACGGUGGAUUACAGCAGCAGAGUGCAGCCCUACAACAAUGGCUCCAUGGGCCUGUCAGACCUGCGGCUGCAGGACGGUGGAUACUACGUCAUCACUGUCACAGACGAGACGGGAAACAGUAAGGACGCUGGUCAUGUCCUGAAAGUGAACGAGGUGCUGUACGAGGAUCUCCAGUACCUGUCUGUCUCUGCCUUAGCACUGGCCUGUAUCGCCGGCCUGCUCAUGCUGGCCAUGUGGCUACUAGACAAGGUGUACAGGAAGAUAGUGGCAUGGAGACGCAGGAAACAGAUGCCAGAAAAUGAUGCAACAGAGCUGCAGCCGCUAUAAUGGACGUCUGGUAGCCACAACAUGACAACACAGCAGAGACUGAUCAUCACUUACCAAUGCUGCAAUAAGGACUAUUUUAAGGUCUAUUUUUAGGUAAAACAACAGUCUUUAAGUUCAAAAAGUUACUUACAGCCAGGAAGAUUGCUCGCCAAUGGUGUAAAAACUUGUCCUGUUUACAUUUUGUAUUGAAUACAUUUGGUUUUCUCACUGCUGAUGACUUUGGAUUGAAUGUAAAUAUAAUCACUGAUGAGAAUGGAGAACAAUACAUACUGUAUUUAUUAUCUAAGCAAAUGAAUUGUGUGACUUUCUUUACAACUAUCUUCCAAACUUGAGUCUUGAAUGUUGAGGGCAGCUGGGGCUCCAGUGUUAGAGCAGGUCGUCCGCUGAUCGGAGGGGUCCGUAGUUUGAUUCCUCCUACUGCAUGUUGAAGUGUCUGUGGGCAAGAUACUGAACUGAAGAUGUCUGAGUGGAUGUUUGAAUAACUGAGCUCAUAAAUAUUGAGGGGUGGUCCUGACGAGCAGAUCGGCACCAUGUACAGUCUGAAUGGGUGAAUGUGGGAAGUGUUGUAAAGCAUUUUGAUUGGUCGG
Molecule: messenger RNA, 1463 nt
Organism: Acanthopagrus latus (yellowfin seabream)
Lineage: Eukaryota; Metazoa; Chordata; Actinopteri; Spariformes; Sparidae
Product: V-set and transmembrane domain-containing protein 5
Exons: 4
Coding region: 298-876 (192 amino acids)
Biological process (GO): positive regulation of excitatory synapse assembly; filopodium assembly
Cellular component (GO): axon; dendrite; plasma membrane
Source: RefSeq, a predicted model, not a curated record